AGAUCCCAGAGUAAAAGGAUGGUUUCUCUUGACGAACUACAGACCUACCUUUAUCUUCUCCGUCUUCUAUUUAUUAACUGUAUGGCUAGGACCAAAGUAUAUGCGGAACCGACAGCCGUUUUCAAACAGGGGAGUUCUAGUGGUCUACAAUAUCGGGCUCACUCUCCUGUCCUCGUAUAUGUUUUAUGAGAGAUUAUACGGGUCCUCUGGUGGUAUUACUUCUCAAAGUUCAUUGAAUUUAUGGAUACUUUCUUCUUUAUAUUACGGAAAAAUAACCACCAAAUCACCGUUCUUCAUGUGUUCCACCAUACAACGAUGUUGAAUAUUUGGUGGUUUGUUAUGAACUGGGUGCCUUGUGGCCACU
Molecule: messenger RNA, 364 nt
Organism: Thamnophis sirtalis
Lineage: Eukaryota; Metazoa; Chordata; Lepidosauria; Squamata; Natricidae
Source: RefSeq, a predicted model, not a curated record